AUGCAGCCAUUAUCAACUAUUGAUCUUCUCUCAACUGAGCUCUUUCAGCUCCAUUACAAGAAUGCCCCACGGAAAGAACGUCUGGAGCUUUCUUACCUGCGAGCCAGGGCCAUUGCCAAACAUUGGGCAUUGACCUUGGACGACGUCGUUCGUGUUUCACCAAAGUCCCAGCGUGCUCACAUGGAUGGUAUCAUCGUACGGGAUCCGGUCGCGCACAUCAAUCUGAGCAUACAGUAUAACCUCGUCGUGGGCACUCUCGCCACCUAUGUGAAGAAAAGACCGGAUCUGGAGCCUCUUAUCAGGGAGUUUCUUGAGUUUGAUAUAUGUGGGGCUUUCAUGCUGAACGAAGUUGGUCAUAGGUGUGAUGCAAGAAAUCUGGAGACUACUGCCUCAUGGAACUCUGACGGCGGGUUUAUUUUGAACACCCCGAACCGGAACGCGGCCAAGUUCAUGCCACCAUCCAUGCCGAUGGCGGGAAUUCCUCGAGUUGCGCUGGUCAUGGCACGCCUUCUCGUCGAAGGAGAAGAUCGAGGGAUUCGACCCUUCGUGGUUCCCAUCAACGACGGUUAUCGGAUGUGCCAAGGUGUCAAGUCAUGGCAAGUGCUCCUUCCGCCAAUAGGCUGCGGCGAAAUGCUCGAUCAUAGCCUGACGACCUUUGAUAAUGUGCGUCUGAAAGCAAGUGCUAUGCUUGGAGACCUGGCCAAGCCUGGAAACCUGCGUGCUCAAUUCCUGUUCGCUAUUGGCCAGCUCCGGCUUGGAUCCCUGGCCCUGAGUCUAUGGACUAUCCCUUUCUUGAAAUGUGCUGCGUUUAUUGCAGGAAAGUACAGCCAACAGCGUACGGUCCAGGAGGGUGUUAAGGGGGACAGGGUCCCGAUUCUCAACUUCAGGACUCAGCAGCUGCCGAUCGCGCGUGCCUUGGCCCACGUUGCCGUCAUGGAACCGCUAGUGGAGUGGGUAGUGUCCCAGCAGAACAAUUAUGCGGCGCUCAAGUCCCUGUUCGUAUUCAAUGGACAAGAAAGCCUCAGUGCUUUAGUCGAGAGAAGUGGUGCGCAGGCGAUGUUUCCCGAGAAUCAGAUGGCAAACGUGGAGUCUCUGACACGAUGUACAAGCAUUGCAGAAGGAGAGCUUCUAGUUCUUUGCAUCCGUCAUGCCACAGAGAUCCUACUCGAACGUUGUGAGAUCCCCGAAGCAGAAAACCCCACGUCAUUGUUGGCUAAGCAUGAGAGCGGUCUCAUUGCUGAGUUACGGGAGCUGCUCGAAACCUUCAAGGGUCACAGAAGUCCUGAGUACAAUAAGUUCAUCCUGCCUCGAUCGGGGGGGAUUGACGGUGACUUGUUGGCCAUGUAUGAGUCGGAAGCGGUGAGAAGCGACUCCAGCUGGUACGUGGAGUGUUUGGAGCUGAGCAGAGCUGCCCAGUAUGAAAUGGAGAGUACAGCAUGCGAUGCUGUCAUGUCACAACUUAACAGGCAUCUCGAUGAUCUCGGCAUUGAGCCGUACUGCACGGCUCCGAUGCCGUCGGGCGCCAAGUGGGACGACUUCAUCAAUGUCGCUCGCACAUUCACUGCGAAGGCGGACGGGAGGGCAGCAGUCUUCCACCCGAGGCUUUAG
Molecule: messenger RNA, 1608 nt
Organism: Aspergillus uvarum CBS 121591
Lineage: Eukaryota; Fungi; Ascomycota; Eurotiomycetes; Eurotiales; Aspergillaceae
Product: acyl-CoA oxidase
Exons: 9
Coding region: 1-1608 (535 amino acids)
Biological process (GO): lipid homeostasis; fatty acid beta-oxidation using acyl-CoA oxidase
Cellular component (GO): peroxisome
Molecular function (GO): FAD binding; acyl-CoA oxidase activity; fatty acid binding
Source: RefSeq, a predicted model, not a curated record